AUGGCAGGCCUGAAUGAUGCGCCCAUCAUGCAAUCCUUGGCAGUUCCUGCUGUUUGUAUCUUGAUUGCGUUUCUGGGAUACUUUUCACAAUACUUGUUUCAGUAUUCCUCACUCAAACCCGGUCCACUCUCAGCCAGUGAAACCACCGUCUUCAAUAUUCUCCUAUUAUCCCUCUGGUUCACUUACUACAAGACUAUCACCGUGGAUCCUGGUCGAUAUGUUUUUACAGAUAAAGUGAUCGAGGCCGAAGGAAGUUGGUGCAAGAAAUGUUCAGCCCCAAAGCCUGCAAGAUCCCAUCAUUGUCAGCACUGUGGACGUUGCAUUCCUAAAAUGGAUCACCAUUGCCCUUGGACGGCAAACUGUGUCUCCAUGACUACAUUCCCUCAUUUUUUGCGGUUUCUAGUUUUCGCCAACACAUCCCUAUGGAUACUCGGUUACCUUCUCUGGCAACGAUUCUUUGCUCUAUGGGAAUCACGGCACUUGCCUGCAUAUCUAGGUCCGACCUUGCAAGCACUUAUAGGUUUGGCUCUCACCUCACUCAUAUGCCUCUUCACUUCACUUGCCUUGGCCAUAAUGCUUGUAACAACAAUGAAGAGCUGGCUGUUUAAUUGCACUAUGAUUGAGGGGUGGCAGAUUGAGCGCCACGACGCAGUUAUGGAACGGGGAGGCCAGGAUUGGUGGGAUAUCAAUGGGUCCGAUGGAAAGAAAAUCAGGGUUGAAAGGGUCGAGUUCCCUUAUGAUCUUGGUUUUUUUGCAAACAUGUCCCAGGCGAUGGGAUCCUCGAACUUUCUUCUCUGGUUUUUCCCUUUGUCCGGGAGCCCCAAAGUUGGCAAGGGUGGAACGGGCUACGGAUGGUCUUGGGAAGAAAAUGGAUUCAAUCGAAACGAAGGCAUGUGGCCGCCACCAGACCCAGAAAAAAUUCGCAGGGCAAACAGAGAGUGGCCUGCAGGUCGCAGAGACUUCAAAGCAGAACUGAGGAAUGCAGACACUACGGAAGAGCAAAAGCGUGCGUUCAAAGAACGCCAAUUACAGGAUAUGCAGAGGAGAAGCCAUUUAUUGGCAGAGUUAGAGGAAGUAGACGAUUAUGAUAUGCUGAAUGAAGACAGUGAUGGUAUUGGCUAUAGUUCUGAUCCAGAGGUUCAUUGGAGAAAUAACGAUGGUGAGAGGCUACAAGAUUACGGCGUUGAUGAGGAAACAGAAUUCGCACAAACAACUGAAGAUGACGAUGUUCCACUUGUCGAGCUCUUGCGUCGGCGAAAUAUUUUGCGCACUGAAUGUGCCGAUUGA
This is a messenger RNA of Metarhizium acridum CQMa 102, 1287 nucleotides long. RefSeq names its product Palmitoyltransferase. The record is from RefSeq and is a predicted model, not a curated record. NCBI's taxonomy places the organism in Eukaryota, Fungi, Ascomycota, Sordariomycetes, Hypocreales, Clavicipitaceae.